Messenger RNA from Ostreococcus lucimarinus CCE9901, 246 nucleotides. It is a transcript of the gene Osp2, whose product is annotated as Orfan protein. NCBI's taxonomy places the organism in Eukaryota, Viridiplantae, Chlorophyta, Mamiellophyceae, Mamiellales, Bathycoccaceae. The transcript has a single exon. Bases 1 to 246 code for a protein of 81 amino acids. The record is from RefSeq and is a predicted model, not a curated record.
AUGGACGGCGUUUGGAAGCUGAGAAGUGUGUCCAAAUUUGUGACGACCGACAGCCUCUGGGAAAUGGGUCCACACCGAUACUCGGGUUUCAUACGCUACAACGUGGCUGGGGGGCUCGUUAGCGUGUGCUUUAGUCCUUACGACAAAGUAAACCAUUUGACAAUUUUCACUGGGCGAUCUUCACAGGGGUUGAUAUCCUUCGUCAAGGUUGAUGACUCUCCACUGUUUCACUUAUCCACGCUCUAA